This is a messenger RNA of Chaetomium fimeti, 816 nucleotides long. Its product is annotated as 54S ribosomal protein L4, mitochondrial. The coding region runs from base 1 to 816 and encodes 271 amino acids. The record is from RefSeq and is a predicted model, not a curated record. Gene Ontology annotation, biological process: mitochondrial translation. Gene Ontology annotation, molecular function: structural constituent of ribosome. The transcript has 2 exons. Gene Ontology annotation, cellular component: mitochondrial ribosome; mitochondrial large ribosomal subunit. Lineage: Eukaryota; Fungi; Ascomycota; Sordariomycetes; Sordariales; Chaetomiaceae.
AUGGCCGCUGCGGCGAUGCGGCCCUCGAUGGGGGCACUCGGCAGGAUAUCGUCAUCCACGCCCUCCCCCCUCCGUCCUCUAACCCAGACCGCCUCGAUCUCCACUACCGCCGCCCUCCUCAAACGCCACAAAUACCGCGAAGCCCGUGUCUACAGGGACAACAGCAAGCACCGCGGCGAGUCGGCCAUCCACCGCAGCGGCACGCGCUGGCGGCUGUCCAUGUCGGAUGAACCCCUGCCGCGCCCCGUGCCACGCAGCAAGCUGCCGGCCAUCGAGACGGACCCGGACCACGGCCUGUGGGACUUCUUCGCCAACCGCCAGAUGAUCUCGGACCCGCCCUCCGAGAUCGCCAAGCACGGCCGCAGCUGGACCGCCGAGGAGCUGCGUCACAAAUCGUGGGACGACCUGCACCGGCUGUGGUGGGUGUGCGCCAAGGAGCGCAACCGCAUCGCCACGGCCAACUGGGAGCGCAACAAGGGCGAGAUGGGAUUUGGCGAGGCCGAGGCGCAGAAGCGGGACCACACGGUCCGGCAAACGAUGCGCUCCAUUAAGCAUGUCCUGACGGAGCGGUUUUACACAUGGGAGGAUGCCGUCAAACUGGCGGAGAACGACCCCGAGGUUGACCUGACCGGCAAUGGGCCGGCGUUUAUCCCGAGCAACUACCUUGAGGAGGGCGAUGUUGCGGCUACCGAAGGCGAGCAGCAGGCCGCUGAGACUACGGGGGAGACGGUAGAGAAGGCGGACCCUGUCACAACGGCCACCCCUGAGCCGGCAACGAUACCCUCAUCUCAGCAACCGACUGACGCCCCGAGGUGA